CAUCCUACAUGGCAGCACUACCCAUUCGACCAAUGCUGGCGCUGGCGAGAGAAGAAGCGGCCAUCAUCGCGACCGACGCCGCGGUCGCGGCACGUAACAGCGUCCAGGCAGAAGCCGGUGCCGCGGCGCGCGUGGCCGGCGUCGAGGCGGCGCCGGCGCUCAACCCGCUCGCGGUGCGCAGUGCCGCUGAAGCGAGCGCAAAGCAGGCUAUCCAGGGGACUGAAACGUCCAUCUUCCAGGGGCUCGCCCACGCGCCGCCACCUGUCCCCGGCACGACGGGCGCAACGAUCACCUCGACCACCUCAACAGUGACCACGACCGUGCUCUCCGAGUCGACGGCAGCGCUCACGACUGCGACGACGACGACAACAACGACGACCACCACAACGACCGGCCUGCCUGGCGCCCUGCGGUCCGCAGCGGCCGAGCUCGGCGUCUCGGCGCGCGCGGCGCACCCCGAGCGCGGGGGCUCGACUGUCAUCUCGCACAUCCUCGAGGCGGAGGGCAGCGCGACGGUCAAGGAGGCGCUGAGCAACGCGGGCGAGACGGGCGUCGAGGCCGUCGGAGGCAAUGUCGCGCAGAUUGCCGAGGCGAUGCUCGAGGGGCAGCCUCUGAGCGUGCGCGGCCUUGCCCAGCAGCCGUAGUGUAGAUUCUAGUCGUCCUGUC
This is a messenger RNA of Vanrija pseudolonga, 666 nucleotides long. RefSeq lists its product as uncharacterized. The coding region runs from base 9 to 644 and encodes 211 amino acids. The record is from RefSeq and is a predicted model, not a curated record. The transcript has 2 exons. NCBI's taxonomy places the organism in Eukaryota, Fungi, Basidiomycota, Tremellomycetes, Trichosporonales, Trichosporonaceae.